Molecule: messenger RNA, 954 nt
Organism: Phyllotreta striolata
Lineage: Eukaryota; Metazoa; Arthropoda; Insecta; Coleoptera; Chrysomelidae
Source: the annotation of a GenBank genome assembly
GAGCUACAAUGGGGAAUAAGUUGGUGACGUUCACGGACCAACAACUAGAAAAUUACCAGGACUGCACGUUUUUCACCAGAAAAGAGAUUUUAAGGGUUUUCAAGAGAUUUCGGGAAGUUCGUCCCGACGUCGUUCCCAAACAAAUGAAGAAAAACGAAGCCAUUAGCGUAAGAAUUCCUUUGGAGGACAGCGUGGAAAAAAUUCCCGAAAUACAUGAAAAUCCUUUCAAAAGGCGAAUAUGCGAAGUAUUCUCCAGAGAUGGCAAAGGCAAUUUAUCCUUUGAGGAUUUUUUGGAUCUGCUUUCGGUUUUCAGCGAACAAGCUCCCAGAGACAUAAAAGUUUUUUACGCCUUUAGAAUCUACGACUUUGAUAGCGACCAACACAUCGGAUUGGAAGACAUCGAUAAAGCCCUGGUUCUGCUCACGAGAAACACCGAGGACUUGACGCCCGAGGACCGACAUCAAAUCGCCGAGAAGGUGAUAGAAGAGGCGGACGUCGACGGCGACGGGAAGCUCUCCUACAUGGAAUUCGAGCACGUGAUUUCCAGGGCUCCGGAUUUCUUUUCGACCUUCCACAUUAGGAUUUAAGAAGAAGUGUUCAAUACGUUUUUCCUCUCAAAAUUUCGAAUAGUAUUACGAAGAUAUUUUUUUAGAAAAAUUUUAUUAAAUUGUAUUCGAUUUGUACACGUUGUGAGAACUUUUGAAUAUAUACAGUGCAUUUCUUUAAUGUCCCCCCCCCCUUUUAUUUUUUGAACGGAUCAACUUAGAAAAUUGAAAUUUGGGAUAAUGAAACUAAUGCAUGAUUACUAUAUUUUGGAGUAAAAUUGACAGAUGAAAAUUUCAAGAUGGCGACUGGGCGCCAUCUUGGGAAAUAAAUUUAAAUGGAAAGGGGGGUCUUGUGAUACAUCAUUUUGAAGCUCCUGACAAAUACUCUACAACCCUGGAAUAUAAAGUC